UAAAUUUGAAUCCAAUUUCAAUGUUUCCAUUUGGAUAAUCAUUACGAAAAGAAAUAAACAAGCUUCGAUACUAUCGAUAUAUUGCUAAGCAAAGCAUGCAGUGUAUCGAACAAUGCACGUUGUAGAUCCACGCGGUUUAAUAUUUCAGCAUGGAUCAAAAUUACCAAGAAGUUCGAUUACCAGAAAAAAUUGCAAAGAUCAACUCAAAGAUAUCAAAACGAACCUGAUUUUAGGUGACAGACGAUUAGCGACGAUUUUAUUGGAAAGAAUUAUUCCACGAAUCGACAAUGAUUUGUUCCUGGAACAUGCAUCAUUUCUUUUACAAAAUCUCAUGAAAAAUCUUGAAACAUCAAAUGAAACCGAUGAUCAAAUUUUAUGUAUUCGAGCUUUGAAUCAAAUGUUGAUCAAAGUAUACAACGUGAAUAUGCCAAGUUUAAAUCGAGAAUUGAGCCUAUCGAUAAUACCGCACAUGAUCAAACGUUUGAUGCAAUUUCGUUCGCACGAAGUAUUUUAUGCUGCUAAUUGUUUAAGUAUUUUAUCCACUUUGUUUCCUACUUUAAUAGCUGCAAAUCGUCAAUCAAUCGAGAAACGAAUCUUUCAACUUGUUGAUUUAAUUCAACAAUCCGAAAAUGAUAAUCAUCAUCAUGAUCUUUUGAAAUUAUUGGGAUUCUGUUAUUGCAAAAUUUAUCUAUCCGGUUCUACGGCCUUGAUGACUAGAUGGCGUGAAAUUAUUUCUAAACUUAUGAAUUCAUUGUCAACAUUCGCCAAACAUCCAAUUUUUUCAAAUGUAAAUAAACCGAUUAAAGUUUUCACAUUUGUCGAUAGUGGCCCAAUGGAAAUAUUCGUAAUGGAUAAUAAAUCUGAAUAUUCAUUGGCAAUGACGAAAAAAUUGUAUUUUAUUUCGGCCACUCUUUGUACUGUGAUAACCGGACAAUUUCCGAUAAAACUGCCAUUGCCAGUAGAAGCCAUUAUUGAAUGUUUAAAUACGAUGGUUAUCAUAUCGACACCAAAAUUCAACCAACCAUCAGAUGGACAACGAGAAAAAGAACCAAACAUUCGUACAUCAUCGAUAAUUUUACAAAAUGUUGUCAUCAUAUUACGAGCUUUAAUUGGUAGUUGUCGAUCGAAUAUUCUCUGCUAUUCACGAUUGAUCAUUCACAUCGUCAACACGACAAUCGAAUGGAUACAGCAACAACCACAGAAUAUUUCUUCUCAAUCACAAGUAUUUUUAGAGCUACAAUGUUCAGUUCUCAAAUGUUUGGCUGAUUAUUUUGAAACUCUUCGAUUGAAUACCUGUUUCUCUUACACUGAGUUUGAACCUAUUCUGAAUUUCAUUUUAGAAAAAAUCUCAAUCACCGAAUCUUUUUCCGUUAAUGACAGUUUUGUUCAUACCACCACCAACAACACCAUUCAAUCGAUACGAUGUAUUAAUUCACUGAUAAAUAAUUGUUCAAAUUUAUUGGAUAAAUUAGGAUGGCACAAAAUACAAAAUGUAGCCAUUAUUACACUGUUUCAAAUAUAUCGACGAUGGUUUCGUUUAAAUCAUCCUUACAAGAACGAUACUUGCCGUAAAGAACUAUUGGAGACUGUUCGAUUAAUAUUGGUGAAUCUUGAUGUUGCAAACGAUGUCCCUUUAGAAGCCAUAAUUAAUGUAUUGGAAGAGGCAAAUCGUUUCGAGAAUUCUGUCGAAAUUCGUCAACUAACUACUAGUACAAUUCAUCUUACAAACUAUGUAAUUCUCUCUAAAAUCUCUAUAAACAAUGAAAUGUUGCUGCAAUCAAAUACAUCUGAAACAAAUGAAGAUUCCCCCAUUCUUGAUACUCAUGCCAAUGAUGGAAAUUUCAAAAAUCAAUCCAGCACUAGUAAUGAUCAAAUUAAAAAUGAAAAACCACCAAAAGCUGUCGAUAAACUUAUUCCUUCACCAGGCAAACAGCAGCUCACGACUACUAUAGAAAUUGUCAAUGAAAAUAUCAUUACCAAUGAUGAACAGCAGCAAAAAGCAAUGGAUCAGAAUUUUAAUCAAACAAGUGAUGGUCAAAUAGUGGAUACAGAAUUGAAAAAUGAAAAACGUAAAGCUUUUGAAAAUGAUGAUGAUAAUGAUUUGGAAGUGUUUCCAUCUUCAUGCAAACAUCCCAAAACUGUCAAUGAAACCAACGAAAAUGCCAUUAAAUCAGAAGAUUCCAAUGGCCGACAACAAGAACCAAUAACCAUCACAAUAGAAGAUUCAUCCGAUGAUGAUGAUGAACAAACAAUGAUCGAUGGAAAAAAAUCUAAGGAAUUAUCAUUAAAACCUUUACCAAAAUAUAAUGAAGAUGUAGAUGAUAUAAUGAAACUUUUUGUGGAAUAAUUGUAAUCUUUUUGUUUUUGUUUAUUUUAUAAUUUAAUUCAUUCAUCAUUCUUCGUAUUAAUUUUUUUUUAUACAAAUCAAUGUGAAAUAUAGUGGCGGUGUUUUUUAUACUGUGGAAUCAUCAUAAUCAUCACAAACAAACACUAACAAAGCAAUUAUUUAAAUAAAAAUUAAAUUCACUUUCAACAACGAGCGGAAUUUUGUAGUUUUUUU
Messenger RNA from Dermatophagoides farinae (American house dust mite), 2560 nucleotides. RefSeq lists its product as uncharacterized. Lineage: Eukaryota; Metazoa; Arthropoda; Arachnida; Sarcoptiformes; Pyroglyphidae. The record is from RefSeq and is a predicted model, not a curated record.